AGGUGCUGGCAUUUGACACAUCAUUGAAUAUAAACUACGGAAUUUUACUCUAACACAAACUUAGUGAUGAUGUCUUUUGCUGGAGGAUACUUCAACUCCAUUUGUAUAUUAUUGCUGUUGGUAUUACCACCGUGUUUACAGUCUAUUACAGUGUCCCCUUCAAGUCCUGACUUUAAAACUGAAAAUGACUUGCCUGUGAAUGAGAACAGCAAUUAUAUUGAUGAUAAAGGCAUUGUAGGUCAGGUAAACAACAGUAGUUUUCCUCAGAAUCAAAAUGCAGAUGUACAGGUAUCUGAUGUUGACGCAAAAGGUGGAGCAGUUCUACUUCCUGCUAGUAACGCAAGCAGUAAUAUUGGAAACAUACAGGUAGAUCCACUGAAACAGGACAGCCUUUUAGACAGAGUCAUUGGUAGAGAUGGAGAUCAGAGCCUUCCAGUUCAACAACAGACUGGUGCUAAUUAUACAGAGCAGCAGCAACAACAAAAUGAACAAUUGCCUGUAGAAGAAAAUCAAAGUUUGAAACAGUUUAUUCUACCAGCCUUUAAACAGACAUAUUUUGACUCUAAAGUUGACUCUCAAUAUGAUGCUAAGCCUGCUGAGUCCUAUCCCAAUGAAAACCAGAAGACUGGUGAAGAGUCGUUAAGUAAUGACAAUAACCUGCAUGUUGAUGAGUCUAAAAACCAGCCACAUCAAGUGUUCACAACAAAACCGCCUUUAUUACAAGAGGAUCAGCAAAAACUCUCAGAUUUGAAUAAUGUGAAGGACGUAGGUCGGGUGCUUGAGAUGGGUAACGAUGAUGAUGAUGAUGAUGUUGACAAAGAUGUGCAAGGUUACAAUGAUGCUGGUGCUGCGGGACAGGAUCUCAUGGAUACAGGCUACGAGCAGACGGCAGACCAAGGGGAUGAAGACAAUGUCGAUGAGAAGAUCAAUGAUAUAGAUAAGAAUGAUGAUGGAGAUGAUCAGGACCCUAAUAUCGAUGAAGAUGAUUGGUACUACAACAGAAUCGAUGAUAACAAGGAUGAGCUGGAGAUGGAGAAGAAUGAGAAUGGCGGGGAUGAGUUUGUGGAGACGGAGAAGACAGACAUGUCAGACUUCCAGUGGCCGGACAAUGACAACACCCUCAUGUUUGUGGACACGAAGAACAGCGAGCCAGUUUUCCACGAGGAGAUGGUGGAAUACAAUAUGAUGAAGAACCGCGUGAACACACCAUCCAGCAUGGUGCUCUUCUACACGUGGGUCAUCCUCAUCGUCCUCCUCACGGUCAUCGCAGUGUCCGCCUUCAAAUACCGCUGCAAGGGUAGAAGCUUAAUGAAUGGAUUUCGAUCUCAUCGGAAUGGGUCGUACCGUGGUGGUGAUGAUGUUGGAAAGAAACUUCUGGAAAAUGUUUACACCUGAGCUUGACCCGAAGUCUUUCUUAAUACACAUUGCGGUUCUCUUCACACGCAGCAGGACUGAGAGUGGAAUGGGGUGGGUGGGUAUCUAUUGUCGUCUCGCUUGUUACACAAUGAGUUAAUAGAUGUCACAAUUGUUACUGACUUUUUUAAUAUCUUAGAGUGCCAAUAGCAGGCAUCUACUUGUAGAUGUUGUUCACUUAGUCCAUGACAAUGAAAAUGGUCCUUAUCUCAACAUGUCUCAUAAAGAUAUCUAGCUUUUCAGUUAGUCCAUGACAACGAUAAUGGUACUUUUCACAAUGUGUCUGAUAAAAAUAUCUAGCUUUUCACUUAGUCCAUGACAACGAUAAUGAUACUUUUCACAAUGUGUCUCAUAAAGAUAUCUAGCAUUUCACUUAGUCCAUGAUAACGACAAUGGUACUUUUCACAAGGUGUCUUAUGUAGUUUUUCACCUAGUUCCUGGCAAUGGUUGUUUUUAACUCUUCAUCUUUUAAAAAAAUAUUCUAUACAUGUACAUAUGAGCUGAUUUUAACCUUUUCACCUUUUCAUAGUUUAUGAAUCUUGUUUUUAUAUACUUUUCUUUGUGUUUACCAAUGGAUCCAACUUCUGGGUUUUUACAAAUGUACAUGUACCUAGACUUCUGUAAAAAGGUUGUCUUCCAAAAUCACAUCUAUAAACUCCUAAGAUUUCAACUAAUAGGCAGGGCUUCUAGAUUUUUUUUUAAAUCCACUAGCCAUGGGAUCUGUCAUUUAAAACAUUUACUAGCCACGAUUAAAAAUUCACUAGCCUUACUUUACUUUAAGUUAAUACAAUU
Molecule: messenger RNA, 2205 nt
Organism: Gigantopelta aegis
Lineage: Eukaryota; Metazoa; Mollusca; Gastropoda; Neomphalida; Peltospiridae
Product: protein PFC0760c-like
Exons: 6
Coding region: 67-1395 (442 amino acids)
Source: RefSeq, a predicted model, not a curated record